Messenger RNA from Brassicogethes aeneus, 2271 nucleotides. NCBI's taxonomy places the organism in Eukaryota, Metazoa, Arthropoda, Insecta, Coleoptera, Nitidulidae. The record is from the annotation of a GenBank genome assembly.
AUGGAUAGGGGAAACGAUGUUUUGGUUAAGGGGCCAAGUUUGGACUCUGUAAGGGCGUUACAUCAGACUGUGGUAGCAUUACGGGAAGCUCUUGAACAAAGUAAAAAUGAAAUUUUGGAACUGAAGAGUAAAGCUUGGCCAACUAAUGCAGUGGAGGAGACUUUGAGGGCUCUCUCGUUGGAAAAUCACGUCUUAAGACGAAAAUUAUUGGAGAAAAAUGUAAGAAAUAAUGAAAUUAAUGAAAGUGAACAAAAUCAACAAAUUCAGUCAAGUCAAGAAAUUAAAGUAAAAAGUGUAAAAAGAGAACUCAUUCUAGAUAGUGUUCCAGAAAGUAGUAAGGAAUUGAGUAAAAGUGUUGAUCAUUUUCCAUCUUCAAAAGAAUUAUCUGAUAAUAUUACCAAGAAAGUAAAGCAUAAGAGGGUUACAAUAAUAUCACCAAAAAGAAGCCCAAAUCGUCAAAUUGAAGCCAAAGUUUUAAUUAGGACAGAAAGUAAAAGUCCUACUAAACUAUCAAGAUCCCUUGAAAGUCUAACAAUCCUAAAGUCACCAAGAAAUAACUCAGGUAAACUAGAAUUCUCCAAAACUGUUAGUUUCUCAAAUAUCUCAAAAGUAACAAGGGAGUUGACUUUUUUCAACCACAAAAUGGAUAACAAUAUCCAAAAAAGUAAUAAUAAGGAAUUUCCUAAUGACCUUCAAAGCCCCAAUGAUGAUAAUGAUGAAGUUGAUGAUAUAGAAUUAAUAUUUACCACAGAGGACACUAAAGACUCAGAUUUUAAAGGGCAGUUAGUAUCUAUAGAUGCAGGCGAUUCAAAUGUUGAACAAGCAAACCUAUUAAAAUGUCCUUUAAGUGAGCUAGAUUUGGAUAUGUCUGAUAGAGAGUUGGAGGAUGAUGUUUUUAAUGAUAACUUUGAAAAUGAAAACCAAGAAAAUGCGAACUUUCAAUCCUUUGAGAUAAGAAGAGAUACUUCACAACUAUACAAUUCUAAAUCGGAUAACUCUAUUAAUCAUGAAGAAAAAAGUUAUUAUUCUUAUCAAGACAGCAGUUUCGAGAAUAAAUCUUUGGAGAAAGAUGAAAGUUUUGAUAGGUUUGAGGAAAAAAUUAGGAUUGUUGAAACUGAUAUGUCCAAAGUUGGCAUUCAGGAUAUUGAAUAUGCUGGUACAAGAAGAAAUACAUGUCCAAAUCCUAUACAGUAUAGACCCUUAAUGCAUAGGGAGGCUCUAGCAAAAGGCAGAAAAAGUAGACCCAUUUUAAGUCAUUCCAAUGCAUCUAGAAGAGAGUCUGGCGCCCAAACUGAUAUUUCAGCUUUGCCUGGAUCUUCAUGGAGGUCUGAAAGUAGUUUAGCUAAUAAAGCACGUAUAGGGGAAAACUUCACUACCCUGCCAUCGAAAUUCCCACUGCCUGGCUCGCGCUUGCGACUAUCGGAAAAAACAGUUGAAGCACGUCGAGUUUUAUUGUCGGACAUCGGGUUUACGAGCAUGGUGCCUGAACUUAGCCGAUCCGCUGACCAUUUGUGUCCGGAGAACAAAAAACCACCACCCACCAAUCCGACUUACGGACAAUUUUUAAGAGCCACCGAUCUCUAUUUUCCAGCAUAUACUUCUCAAAAGUUCACCUGGAUGGGGGGCACCACAGCAACAGCCACUCCCUCCGACUGCAGCCAAUCGCAUUCGCGCUACAGCAGCAUCUACCCGCUGUCGCCGCCAGCGCCCUCUAGACGUUGUUCGGCACCCGUGUCGCCAUCUAGGCGCGUUUUGUUGAAGCACACGCCGUCUAAAGUUAAGUUUGCCAACGGGUCGAUGCCGGAGUUGCGGAGCGACUGGACCACGGUGGAUUCCGGGGAUUCCACGGACAGUUUGGUCGAAGAGGCCGAGAAUUAUUUAAGGAGGUCUAUUGAUUGUAUUAUGACUGGGAGGGAUGUGCCUAGUUAUAGCGAACCCCGCAAGGGCAUACAUCGCCGGGCCUCGGCCCCAGAGCCAUCUGGCGACAACGUGCCCCCUCAAGGUUGGCAACCAUUCUUACCGCGACAACCACGCGACCUGAAACCCGAGCACUGGGUUAAAGUAAUAAUUCAGGAGGGUCGAGUCAGAGGAGGCCGGGUAAGGUACGUGGGACCGGUGGUCACACAGACCGAGCAGUUGGUGGGUGUCCAAUUAAGCACCCCUGAAGGCUACUGCGAUGGUACAUUUAGUACCAGAAGAUAUUUUCAAUGUGAACCCUACCAUGGAAUUUUUGUACCCUUCAAAAAAGUAAUCAUGGGCUGGAGACCAUAG